Camellia sinensis is the source of this 773-nucleotide messenger RNA. RefSeq names its product actin-depolymerizing factor 5. The record is from RefSeq and is a predicted model, not a curated record. Gene Ontology annotation, biological process: actin filament depolymerization. Gene Ontology annotation, molecular function: actin binding. Gene Ontology annotation, cellular component: actin cytoskeleton. Lineage: Eukaryota; Viridiplantae; Streptophyta; Magnoliopsida; Ericales; Theaceae.
UAUUAUUGGCGUUUUCAAAUGAUGGCAUAUAUAUAUAACAAACACCCACACGCAUCUUGUACCCUCUCAUCUCAAGUCUCUCAAAUCUCAAAUUCCAAAUUCAUUGCUCAGACAACACUCAAUCACAACAACUGCAACAAAAAUGGCUAUGGCUUUCAAAAUGGCGACGACGGGGAUGUGGGUGACGGAUGAGUGCAAGAACUCGUUCAUGGAGAUGAAAUGGAAGAAGGUGCACAGGUACAUCGUGUUCAAGAUCGAUGAAGGAUCUCGAUUGGUGACCGUCGAUAAGGUCGGCGGGGCCGGCGAAAACUAUGAUGAUCUUACUGCUUCUCUGCCGAAGGAUGAUUGUCGAUACGCCGUGUUUGAUUUAGAUUUCGUCACAGUUGACAAUUGCCGGAAAAGCAAGAUUUUCUUCAUUGCAUGGUCUCCAACAGCAUCAAGAAUUAGAGCAAAAAUUCUAUACGCAACAUCAAAAGAUGGGUUGAGGAGGGUCCUCGAUGGCAUCCACUAUGAAGUCCAAGCCACCGACCCUACUGAGAUGGGUAUUGAUGUCAUUAUGGACAGAGCCCUAUAGACAUAUGGCUACAUUCAUUUGGAUUUAGCUCUCUUUCUUACUUUUAUAUAAUACUCCAAAUUAUUGUGUCUUUUCUUUUUCUUAACUUUUUCUUGCAUUUUUCAAAAUUUUGGUGCUAAUGUAAGUUAUCUUCUAAUUUGUAAUAAUUAUCUUUUCCUGUGUGUAACUUAAAUGACAAAGCAACUUUAAUGUUUCUCAC